Molecule: messenger RNA, 189 nt
Organism: Phytophthora sojae
Lineage: Eukaryota; Oomycota; Peronosporomycetes; Peronosporales; Peronosporaceae
Exons: 1
Coding region: 1-189 (62 amino acids)
Biological process (GO): translation
Cellular component (GO): ribosome; cytosolic small ribosomal subunit
Molecular function (GO): structural constituent of ribosome; zinc ion binding
Source: RefSeq, a predicted model, not a curated record
AUGGCUAACCUCACGUACUCCCACCCCCGCAACUACGGCAAGGACUCGCGCCACUGCCGCGUGUGCAAGACCACCCGUGGUCUGAUCCGCAAGUACCACCUGAACAUGUGCCGUCGCUGCUUCCGCGAGCGCGCCACGGACAUUGGCUUCGUCAAGGUAAAUUCAGAUCCUGAACAGCUCACUCCCUAG